Molecule: messenger RNA, 2054 nt
Organism: Oldenlandia corymbosa var. corymbosa
Lineage: Eukaryota; Viridiplantae; Streptophyta; Magnoliopsida; Gentianales; Rubiaceae
Source: the annotation of a GenBank genome assembly
CAAGAAAUUAACUUACUAUAUUCUUCUCUUCAAAGCUUCAAACUAUUUCUUCGUUUCUUUCCUCAAAUCCAUUCGUUAACAUGGCUUGCAAUUCUCAUAUGAACAUUGUUUUCCUUCAAGGUAGCAAAAUAGGGUUUCCUUCUAAUAUAAAGGAACAUACGUUUGACCCCCGAUUUUUGUGUAGUAAAAUCUCUGCUUCAUCAUCAGUUACUCAAAAGUCUGGAGUUGUUGUUGACGAUUCAUCUAGUGCAAUGUUUAAACUGGAUUCUGAAUCUAUAAUGAAAAAGUUAUCAUUGAUCACACAUACACUACUUAGUGAUGAUCAAACAGCAGUUGCUGCUAGAAGAUCAUCAGUUUCUGGAACCGGCAAAUUUGGUCAGUUUGGUGGGAAGUUCGUUCCUGAGACUUUGAUGUCUUCUUUGAGCAUGCUUGAGGCUGAAUUCAAUUUGGCUCUACGUGAUAUUGAUUUUCAGGAAGAACUAGAAACAGCAUUGAGGGAUUUUGCAGGUCGAGAAACACCACUAUAUUACGCCAAAAGGCUAACAGAUCGUUACAAAAACAGUGAAGGAGAAGGGCCGGAAAUCUAUCUGAAAAGGGAGGAUUUAGUCCACACCGGAGCUCACAAGAUCAACAACGCCGUAGCACAAGCGAUGCUCGCAAAACGUAUCGGCCGGAAAAGCGUAGUAGCGGCCACCGGAGCAGGCCACCACGGUGUUGCCACGGCCGGGGCUUGUGCUAAACUAGAUCUAGAAUGUACGGUUUUCAUGGGAGUUCAAGACAUAGAAAGGCAGUGGUCCAACGUACUCUUGAUGAAGAAUCUUGGUGCUGAGGUUAAAGCUGUAGAUGGUAGCUUCAAGGAUGCAAUGUCAGAAGCAAUUCGGAACUGGGUUGGAAACUUGGAAACCAGUUAUUUCUUGGCCGGCACGGCGGCAGGUCCUCAUCCAAUCCCUACAAUAGUUCGUCAUUUUCAGUCAGUAAUUGGAAAGGAAACAAGGAAACAAGCCCAAAAAAAAUGGGCUGGCAAACCAGAUGUAAUGGUGGCUUGUGUUGGGAGUGGAUCCAAUGCACUUGGGAUCUUCCAUGAAUUUGUGGGAGAUGAAGAUGUGAGAUUGAUUGGGAUCGAAGGAGCUGGAUUGGGCUUAGAUUCAGGCGCACAUUCAGCAACUUUAAGUAAAGGUGAUGUGGGUGUUUAUCAUGGUACGAUGAGUUAUCUGUUGCAGGACGAUGAAGGUCAAAUCAUUGGUCCUAAUUCCAUUGGCGUCGGGUUGGAAUAUCCAGGGGUGAGCCCAGAGCUAAGCUUUCUGAAAGAAACUGGACGUGUUGAAGUUUACGCAAUUACAGAUGAUGAAGCCAUAAUUGCUUAUGAAAGGCUAUGUCGAUUGGAAGGGAUAGUCCCGGCUUUAGAAGCCUCUCAUGCACUUGCUUAUUUAGAAAAGCUUUGCCCUAAUUUACCAAAUGGUACCAGAGUUGUCGUAAAUUGCAGUGGACGUGGGGAUAAAGAUGCUGCCACAGUCUUCAGGCAUCAUCAAGAAAAGAUUGAUGGACAGAUGAUCGAUGCAGCUUUUCAGAGGGUUUAACAAAUUGUUAAAUUAGCUUGCGGUGUGGCAUAGAAAAAAGGAUUGUUAUAAAUAUAUUUUUAUGUAGAUCAAUGGUUAUGGCAUUACAAAUAUCCUUCCGUCCCAAAAUUAUUGUUUGGUUUGAGAUUUCACAUUUCGUAUAAUUUGAACUAAAAAUGAAAAUUCAAACUGAACAAUAAUUUUGGGACAGAGGAGUAGCUAUGUAAUGAUUAGGCUGUACUUGGUCGUUAAGAAUAUGAACAUAGAAAAAAGAAUGUGACAGGAAAAAAGCAACGUUUCCAAUAUCCUCAAAAAGACAAGAAUUCAGCUCUCAACUUCAGAAUAGACAGUACCUCUUUUGUUUUUCACAACUAGGAUGAUACUAAACUAACAGCUGACAAACAUUCUCGAUUUUAUUAAUUAACCACUUCUAUUCCAAAAAAAAAAGGUCUAUAUUCUGUUUUAAGAUUUAAAUAUCAAUUUCAUCACCAAUGUGAA